GGAGUCCCGCUAAGGCUCAAUCCUGGAGUGAGCGCGCCGACGCAGACCUGGAGCCAGGCGCGGGGGAGAGGGUCCGAUCCACAGUGAUGCCCGGUGUUAAGUCCAGCCGUCCCACCGCCGAGUCCCACUUUGGAUGUUUCUGAGCUGUCGCUCCCUUCAGCCCGCUUCAUCCCAGCAUGAUCCGCCGCUCCGCGGAGUUCUCCCAGCGUCUGCUCACCAUGUCCUCCUGUGACGCCCCCGCGCAGAGCCGCAGGCUCAGCGUGCUCUCGUGGGAUCAGGUGCGGCGUCUGGACUCUAUCCUGGGAGAGAGCGUGCCGAUCCACGGGCGCGGGAACUUCCCCACGCUGUCCGUGCAGCCACGGCAGAUCGUCCAGGUGGUCAUGGCUCGACUGGAGGAGGAGGGCGUGGUAGUGCGAGAUGUUCGAUUGAACGGCUCAGCAGCCAGUCAUGUGCUUCACCAAGACAACGGCCUUGGCUACAAAGACCUGGACCUAAUCUUUGGAUUGAGUCUGACUGACGACAAAACCUUUCGUCUCAUAAAAGACGUGGUCUUAGACUGCCUGGUGGACUUCCUGCCUGAAGGCGUGUGCCGAGAGCGAAUCACAGCUCUUGCUCUGAAGGAGGCCUAUGUACAGAAGCUGGUCAAGGUCUGCAAUGACACGGAUCGCUGGAGUCUCAUCUCACUGUCCAAUAACACCGGAAAGAAUGUAGAACUUAAGUUUGUGGACUCCAUGAGAAGACAGUUUGAGUUUAGUGUGGACUCCUUCCAGAUCACGCUGGACUCGUUGCUCCUCUUCGACCGCUGCUCAGAGACGGCCAUGUCUGAGACCUUCCACCCCACUGUGCAGGGGGAGAGCAUGUAUGGAGACUUUCAGGAAGCGCUGCACCACCUUCGCUCUAAGACCAUCGCCACUCGCAGUCCAGAAGAAAUUCGUGGUGGCGGGUUGCUGAAAUACUGCCACCUGCUGGUGCGUGGCUUCCACCCGUCCUCAGAGAGCCAGAUGAAACAGAUGCAGCGCUACAUGUGCUCACGCUUCUUCAUCGACUUCCCCGACAUAAACGAGCAGCAGAGGAAGCUGGAGGCAUAUCUGCAGAACCACUUUGCCGGUAUUGAGCACAAACGCUAUGAGUACCUGGUGACCCUGAGGAGAGUGGUGGACGAAAGCACGGUGUGCCUGAUGGGCCACGAGCGCCGGCAGACCCUGGCACUCAUCUCUGCUCUGGCGAUACGUGUCAUGGCCGAACAGAACGCAAUCCCAGCCCUGGCCAACAUCACCUGUUACUAUCAGCCGGCUCCCUACGUGCGAGACGUCAACUUCAGCAACUAUUACGUGGCACAAGUCCAGUCCCCCAUGUGUAGUAGUUCUUACCAAACAUGGCUGCCUUGCAGCUGAGCAGGGGCAGCACAGCGGAGAGGGUUGUUCUGCUCAAAAAUCAAUGAUAUGAUUCAUUUGCAGGACGUCCACAGAAAGCAUCAGCAUUGGGUUCUGGCUCCUCGCUGUCAGAGGCAGUCCGUUGCUUUCCUGCAGCAAUAGGGUGUCUACUUGUUCCACAGACCCUGAUCCAAAGACCCUGGAGUCCAAAGAUUCGUAAACGCAGCUACUGAAGAACCAAUGUGUUUCCACGAAGGAGCACAACUCCUGCAGGAGUUUGUGAGUGAGCCGGAGCUCAGCCAAAACAGGACAUUGGAUCCUGGUGGACACGUGGGAUGAUCUGUAGAAAUGAAGCUUUUUUUGCUCUGAAGGGGUGUGGACUUAAAGGGUUUGGUGUGUUUUCAUGUGUUCCUGCAUGGCAGGAACAAUCCACUAAAUGAUGUUGUUUAUGCUGCUGUAAACAAAACAAGGAGAACCAGCCAGUUUGAGCCAAUGAUCCUUGUUCUGUUCUUCUGGUGAAAUUUCAUAACCAGCGUGAACAUCCAAGAAAAAAAAGUCUUGUGUGUGCAGAACUGUUCAGGCGUCUCAGUUAAAUUGUAAAUACUCUUUAUUAAAGCAGAUUUUUUGUUUUCUGUUCUCUCUGUGGUUUCGGCUAGUUGGCUUUGCUGUAUGACCAAAGAAAAACUCUUUUCUUUAGCAUGACUGACAGCUCCAAGUGCCUCAUUCUGACCAACAGAACUGUUUGAUUGUGUUCUUGCAGGUUACUAAGGAUCUGGGUUGGAAAAUCAUUAAAAAAGUGGGGACUGAAAA
This is a messenger RNA of Oryzias latipes (Japanese medaka), 2183 nucleotides long. RefSeq names its product terminal nucleotidyltransferase 5A. NCBI's taxonomy places the organism in Eukaryota, Metazoa, Chordata, Actinopteri, Beloniformes, Adrianichthyidae. The record is from RefSeq and is a predicted model, not a curated record. Gene Ontology annotation, biological process: mRNA stabilization. Gene Ontology annotation, molecular function: RNA binding; poly(A) RNA polymerase activity.